This is a messenger RNA of Penaeus vannamei (Pacific white shrimp), 1959 nucleotides long. RefSeq lists its product as uncharacterized. Lineage: Eukaryota; Metazoa; Arthropoda; Malacostraca; Decapoda; Penaeidae. The record is from RefSeq and is a predicted model, not a curated record.
AUGGCUUUAGUGAGUCAUUUGAAACAUUUGAGCAGCUGGAGAAAUGGAUUGAACGAGAAACACGACGGUGGCAUUAAGAAGUGCUUCAUCCUCGCGAUAGUGUUGGUGGCACUCUCGUUCCCGUGUUACUGGCACUUGGGAAUUGGCUCCAGCUGGGGUGGGGAUUCGGUCGUCGUCGGUGGCGGCGCAGCAGGGGCGGCGAGGGGCGGGGAGGCGGCGGCGUGGAGGUCGUCCUCGUGCCCGGCGCCGGAGCUCGACCUCGACCGGCGGCGGAGUCUCGCGGCGGCGCUCCGGGAGGUGGAGCGCGAGGUGGCAGAGGUCGCCGGCACCAAGGCAGUGGUGGACUCCAAGUGGGUUCUUCGCCUGGAGUCCCUCGCAUCCCAGCUGGAUCCCCAGGUGGCACUGGACAAACCCCACAAGGCCUGGGACUUUUCUGCUUGGCUCCCCGACACGCCACGACCUGAUGCCAGUGCGCAGGGCGAGCGCCACGUGUGCCCGGAGGUGUAUUUGGGCAACAAGUACGACUGGCCCCUUUACCAGCAUGGGAUGGAGCAGGAAGAGUGCCACGACGUCCCGUCCUUCGGCUCUGUCCUGACGGCGGUCCUCCCUGCGAAGUCUUGGCCAGACGAUGUCCUCCAGUUGGUCCUUGUGCAGAUCAGGAAGCUCUACGAGAUCCCUGUGGUCGUUCUGGUGCAGAAAGGAGGCGCAACGGCCAACGUGAGCCAGGUGAGCUUCGUCGAGAUGGACAGCAGCCUCUCUGAUGCUGAGAAUCUCAACGCCGCUAUAUCAAAGGUGACCACGCCCUUCGUGCUGCUGGGGGAGUCGCUGGCGCACUUCAGCAACCAGUCGUCGUUGGAGCGCCUCGUGCGGGUGCUGGACGACCUGGACCACGUGCAGGUGGCCGGGGGCGCUGCCAGGGACGCCCAAGGCCACUGGAGCCACGGCUGUCUGCAGCAGCACAUGGCCAACUACCAGGCCAAGUACACAAUGGGCUACUACCACUCCAAGUACGAGUGCAUGUACUGCGACGACCUCCUCACCCCCUUCGUCACCACAACCAAGCUGCUUCGCUCGCUCGCCUUCAGCGCCGGCCUCAGCGGACAGGCCCUGUACCGAGACUGGUUCGCCAAGGUGCGCGGCGCAGGCCACCUGGCCGUGCUCUGCCCCGACGUCAUGUUCUUCGUCGGCGACCACGUCAACAUGACGGCCGACGACUGGCUGCCCGUGGCCCGCCGCUGGGCCCUGCAGAAGGUGCAGGCUUUCGACGGCAGAGAGCACCUCUUCAGCUGCGAGUCGGUGGGCAUCUCGUGCAGGAAUCCUCUGGGCAUCAUCCAAAGCUAUCUGUUGCCGCCGUGUUGCGUCGAAGAGAUGGAGGAACUGAUCGGGUAUCUAGUCAGCUACGCGGAGCAAAAUCACCUGGACUACGAACUGCACGCAGGCUCUGUCCUUGGGGCUAUAAAGCUGGGCCAGUACCUUCCUUGGGACUUUGACACAGACAUUGUUGUCAACUGUCAUCAGUUCAACAAAUGGAUGCAGAUUGAUGCAUAUCUGAAAACUAGGAGAAUUAAGUGCAGAAAAAGAAUGGUAUGGAAAGGAUAUAUGAAUAUCAUUUGUCCACACUUCUUUCUGGAAAUUAUCUGUCAUGAAGGGGUAAACAACAGUCGAAUCCACCUUCCGGCCGAGUACAGAGACAUCCCGACGCAGGCCUUGUACUCUGGCCGGUGGGUCAACGUCAGGAGCAACCCGGGACUCUACUGCAGGAAUGCCAUGGGUCUGGAGGUGCUCCGCCACGCGGCGCACUGGAGGACGCUCAAGACCUCGAAGGAGGCGAAGGCCAGGGGCGGUUACGACGACCCAGGAACUUGGAACAAGUGUAAGGACCCGAGCCAUCAUUCCUGUCUGGACAAAUAUCCUGGGGAUGGAAACCUGCCCUUCACCCAGCCUUUCCUGCGCCCUUAG